AUGUCUGCAGACGAAAAUUCACCGAGAUGGAGCAUACCAAGGCAAAAAUGGACCGACGACGGACGAAUGCUGCUUGACCCAGAGGCCAUGCAGUACGACUCUUUCUUUCACGACUUCGUCGUCGGCUUCGCCCGGCUGAUCCUCAAAACCUACCGCAACCUGAGUGGGAUGGACACCAGGCCAUUCGAGGAGACCGGCAUGUACUACAUCUCCGCGCAGCCGGGACACACGAGACGCUGCUGGUGUCCGCAGCUCCACGAUGAGUCUCAAAAGGCAAGCUGCCCAUUUCUCACGCACCAACCAGGCGACAAGGCGCAUCUAUUUAACCCCAUAGGAGUAGGACUUAAUCGCUCCAUACGUCCUUGCCCCGACCCAGAGACUUGCCACAGCGCGACCCACGAGAGCCGCCAUCCUUGCAGAAAUGUGGUAUACACCACGUACAGAUACAUGUACUGGUUUAUCACGCACCGAGUCCCUCUACACGACGAGCGCGCGAUGAAAGAGAACAUCCCAGAAGACAUCGAUUACUAUCUAGAGGAUGUGUUCAGAAAGGCCAGCCUCGCAUCAGGCGAUGACGACGGGCUGGAGUCCGACCCGUACUGGCUAUACAGGAAGGCACUCGUCUGGGGGCUGCUCUGGGAGCUCGAGAAUCCCGAAGGCGCGUGCCCCCAGGACUCGAGGACGUCCAGCGUACCUUGGGAAGAGAACGAGGAAUGGGUGCGGAGGCCGCUGCGGUUUCUUAAACAUCAGGACAAGAUGUUGUUGAGGCGGCUCUUCAACGAGUUCACCUCGUCCUACCGCUACCGGGAGGAAUACGGGGUCAAUAUUGGAGAAAUCGAUUUGUGGACGGAGGUUCUGCCCCGCGAGAUGUGCUGGAUGUCAAUCGAGUGUAAUAAGAGUAUCCCAGAAACCAGUGCUCCCAAUCCAGAUGACAAUUCUGAGGCGGCACCCCGUGGUAACCUCAAGCGACCCUUUCCUUACGGUGACUCGGACAGCCAGUCCUUGGAACCAAACAGCAAGAAGAGGAAUCCGUACCGUGAGAUGUCGUGGAUGUCAAUCCCAGAAACCAGUAGUCCUACUUCAAAUGACAAUCCUGAGACACCACGUGCUAAGCUCAAGCGAUUCUUUCCUUACAGCGAAUCAGACACUUACUUCUUGGACCGACAUAGCAAGAAGAGGAAGCGCACGGGUUAA
Molecule: messenger RNA, 1194 nt
Organism: Clonostachys rhizophaga
Lineage: Eukaryota; Fungi; Ascomycota; Sordariomycetes; Hypocreales; Bionectriaceae
Source: the annotation of a GenBank genome assembly